CUCAAGUUAUCUCGACACCCACCGGAACCCGGUUUCGAGUGAUACUUCGGACAGGAAGAUAGCAAGAAAUUAUCACUAUUUUCGCCAAGGAUCAUUUCAGCGCUAUUCAGUCCAGGAAUAGGCUAUGCGUUUGCGAAAAUAUGAAUAUUUCUAGUACAGCUUUUCGGUCCACCUCUUCAGUUGCGUAUGUCCGGUUCAGAAAACUUGCGCGAUACUCAGCCGUAUGAUGGAGAAUCGCAGAAAGAUUCAGAAGACUUACCGUGCCGAUGUUACUCUGGUAUGGCUUUGGUCUGCACCCACAUCGCCAAUUGUCCAUGCUCAGUCAGAACUAUGCAGCCUAUACUGAAGUUUCCACUAAGGAGUAUUCGUUCGAAGAUGUCAUAUCUCCAAGAUACUGUGCACUCAAUUUUUAGCAACAAGGGCUAGAUGCAAUUUGAGCUCGCGGUCCGGUAUUUUUAGCUACCCGUCCGUCCUCAGUCGGGCCUCUUGACGAGUUGGGUUUUUAAAUCAUGACGAUUUUAAAAUCGCAUUUUUUAGCAUGUGUCUCAGAGAUUGGCAAAUGAUGUUGUAGGCCUGUCCGAUCCAAAGUACGGUAAUUCGAACCGUUAUAUAGACGCGACAUGUUUCCUCCUUAGUUCAAGCACCAUUGAUCCAAUUGAUGCAGACGGACGGAUUCACCGAUGGCGAAAAUGAAAUUCAGUGUGU
Guyanagaster necrorhizus is the source of this 705-nucleotide messenger RNA. RefSeq lists its product as uncharacterized. The coding region runs from base 187 to 426 and encodes 79 amino acids. The transcript is spliced from 4 exons. The record is from RefSeq and is a predicted model, not a curated record. Lineage: Eukaryota; Fungi; Basidiomycota; Agaricomycetes; Agaricales; Physalacriaceae.